Messenger RNA from Kwoniella shivajii, 627 nucleotides. RefSeq lists its product as uncharacterized. NCBI's taxonomy places the organism in Eukaryota, Fungi, Basidiomycota, Tremellomycetes, Tremellales, Cryptococcaceae. The record is from RefSeq and is a predicted model, not a curated record. Gene Ontology annotation, cellular component: preribosome, small subunit precursor; nucleolus; 90S preribosome. Gene Ontology annotation, biological process: maturation of SSU-rRNA from tricistronic rRNA transcript (SSU-rRNA, 5.8S rRNA, LSU-rRNA). The transcript is spliced from 5 exons. Bases 1 to 627 code for a protein of 208 amino acids.
AUGCCAAGAACAAGUCGAACAAAAUCCAGAUUACAUACCUCGGCGGUCGGGUUGCCUUCCAAAUUGAAGAAUGACCACCACGAACAAAGGGAUGCACAGGAACCUAUGAUACCGAAUUCCUCAUUUGAUGAACCUUCAUUACCCACUUCGAAAGCUCAGAAGAAAGCUGAAUUCAUAGCUGCUGUUCAAUCAGCUCCUCAUCCAUAUAUAAUACAAUCUAAAUCACACCUAAGACGUGAAAAGCGAAGGGUCCGUUCUAACCUAUCAACGAAUUUGGAUUCAUUAGAAAAUGCUCUAGAAUCAGUACUUCCUGAGUCUUUCCAGCCACCCACUGAGGAAGAGGCAGGAGAAGGAAAAGCGAAAAAGGAUAAAAUGAAAUCUGUAUCGAGAGAAUCGAAAGAAGAGGAAAAGAGGAAAAGGGUGGAAAUGGAAAGAGAAAAAGGUAAAAUAGGAGAAGGGAAAGGUAGAACUUUAGGUGAAAAGAAAAGAAGACAGGUGAUCCAAGAAGCGUCCAAACGAAUCCCAGCGGUACUAUCUCAUCCUGCUUAUCAAUCAAAUCCAUGGGCCGCUAUAAGAGAACAUGUAGGAAAUACGGUAGCUACAAAACUUCGUCCCGUAGCGAAAUAA